UGUAAAGUGUAAAGUGCGUUCACUCACUCACUGAGUAGUGAGAGUACGGACGGAGUACUCCAAUACUUGCUGUACGGAUCGGCUGAUUAUUGCCUGCGAGGAACUUAGUCAGGACGGCGGUAGUCACAGUACAAACUGCUUCCUCGGCCCAUCACGGGAUCGGAAGCGGUCUUUUCCCCCCACCAUGGCACGUGACCGUCUUCCCCCGGGAAUCGCAGAGAGUCUCCGCAACUUGGAACAACUUUCCCCGAAGGAGUCAUUCGCUGCUGCUGCUGCUGGUUGUCCAGCCCAGUCCGCGUCCAGAGCUUACUUACUUCCCUCUGCCCGCAUCUUUCCUUUCCCACUCUCUCUUCCUCUCUCUUUUCCCCUCCCUCCAUCUUUCUUCUUCUUCUCCUUCCUUCUUCCCCCUUUCCCCAGACUGCUCGUGUGCUCACCUAUAACCAUCUAUAUCUUCAAAAAAAGUUUCAGUUUUUUUUCCCAUUGGGUUCUUGUGUCCGUCAAUCCCGAGUCACCUUCCCACCCUGAGAUCCCACUCCGGGGCCUCUUACCGCCCGCCGUUCCGGAGCUCGCCUGCGAGACGGAGGGGACUACCCCAACCUCGCUGUUGACUUGCGAGAGUUUGUUUCUCAUCACAUUGGUUUUGACCAGCGCAAUUCCAGGCCGUCCGGCCUGAUACCCUCAACAUCAUGUGGAAGCCGUCGGAGAGACUGAUGGACACCAUCAGACACUAUGCCAGCUUCCCAGCUACCGGCGUCUCUCUCCGACAAAUGGUUCAAUUUGGAGACAGACCAUCAGUUGGCACUCUGUUCCGAGCGUCACAAUUC
Aspergillus aculeatinus CBS 121060 is the source of this 824-nucleotide messenger RNA. RefSeq lists its product as uncharacterized. The record is from RefSeq and is a predicted model, not a curated record. Lineage: Eukaryota; Fungi; Ascomycota; Eurotiomycetes; Eurotiales; Aspergillaceae. The transcript is spliced from 3 exons. The coding region runs from base 185 to 673 and encodes 162 amino acids.